CUGGCUCUAACAAGCAUAUGUGGUUUUCUAGUGAUUCAGAAGUUUUUAUCUCAGUUCCUCUUGUCUCAAAGCAAAUUUUCUCACAGCCUGUCCACAUUCUCAUCCUAUACAGUCCACAGAGCAGCAGUGCUCAUUACAGAAUGCAGUUCUUAUGAUGUGUCUUGCAUCUUCCUUACAUUGUACAAGACCAAAGAGCUAACUAUCAAGCAAGAAUAAAAGGAAAGAGGAUUGUAUAUUAGAUAUGAAAAGAUGACAGCAACAGUGUAAAGCUGCCAGCAGCCCAGGACAGUCGGCACAGGGAACAGUAAUUUUACAAUUCUGUUCUAUUCAGGCUAAUCACAAUCUAAAAUAUAGUAUAUUCCAGAGCUGGCCAGGGUCCCCUUGAAGAAGAAUUCCAGGUCUUUGCUGGGAGCUGACUGCAGGGCUAUCUUACAAUGGACAAUACCAACAAUUCUUACAUUGCCUGUACCGUCAACAGAGAUUUGGAACCAUUCACAUAUUUCUAUUGGAUAAUAUUUUUGGUAGGCUUUUUUGGGAGUUGUUUUGCUUUGUGGGCUUUCAACCGGAAAGACAACAGCCAGAAAUGUACAAGUGUAUACCUCAUAAACCUGCUGGUGGCUGAUUUGCUACUGACUUUGGCUUUGCCAUUUAAGAUUGUUGUUGACUUGGGUUUAGCUUCCUGGAAGUUAAGGAUCUUUCACUGCCAGGUAACAGCAUGUAUGAUUUACAUCAACAUGUAUAUAUCAAUAAUAUUCCUGGGAUUUGUCAGCAUGGAUCGGUGUCUACAGACUAUACAGAGUGCAAAACUGUACCAAAUACAAAAAAGAGGAUUUGCUACAAUGCUAUCAGUAGUUGUUUGGGCUUUGGUGCUAGCCAUUAUGCUACCAAACAUGCUGAUCCCUAUAAGAGACAUUCCUGAACAGGAGGGUGUUGGAUGUAUUGACUUUAAACAGAAGAUCGGAAAAGACUGGCAUGUGCUCUCCAAUUUUAUCAGCAUUGCUAUAUUUUUGAACUGUUCCUGUAUAAUCUUGAUCUCUAAUUGUAUUACCAUUAAUAGACUUUAUAAAAAUAAGGACUGUGAGGAAUUUAACAACAUCAAGACAGCCUUUGUGAAAAUUUUUCUUAUAACAGCUGGGUACAUCAUAUGCUUCCUUCCCUACCACAUAGUCCGAAUUCCAUACACGCUAAGUCAAAAUGAUGUCAUCACAGACUGCAGCCUGAAACAAGUCCUUUUCCACGCAAAAGAAUCUACACUGUUGCUGUCCAUUUCAAAUCUUUGCUUUGAUCCUAUUGUAUAUUUUUAUUUCUCCAAAUCCUUUAGAACUAAAGUAACCAAAACAUUUUCUGUAAAGAAAGAGGCGAAAGUUGUGGCUGCGGAAGACACAGCCAUAGAAACAGCAGUCUAGGAAAACAUCCAUCAGGGUAUCCAUACUUCAAACAUGGAGGUUAGAAGAUGCUUCCAGGAUGCAUUGUACAAAACCAAAAGCCUACAUUCACAAAAAAAUGUUUUUAGGUGCAAUCUUAAAUAUUAUUCAUAGCAAUCAUUUACUUUCCAGACAUAUUUUUAUAUUGUAACUGUUGUGUACAUAAAAUGACUAUCUGGUUGCUAUGGACCAUUAAAACGUUCAUAUUUGAUAUGG
Rana temporaria (common frog) is the source of this 1640-nucleotide messenger RNA. RefSeq names its product G protein-coupled receptor 171 (gene GPR171). The transcript has 4 exons. Lineage: Eukaryota; Metazoa; Chordata; Amphibia; Anura; Ranidae. Gene Ontology annotation, biological process: G protein-coupled receptor signaling pathway. The record is from RefSeq and is a predicted model, not a curated record. Gene Ontology annotation, cellular component: membrane. Bases 435 to 1406 code for a protein of 323 amino acids. Gene Ontology annotation, molecular function: G protein-coupled purinergic nucleotide receptor activity.